UUCACUUUCUACACUGUCAACAGCAACAACCAACCUUUCUCCUCUCACUCUGCAAUCCUCUCUCUCUCUCUCUCUCUAGAUCUAAUCUCUCUUUCUCUCUGUAAUGGCGACUAUCAAGUCCGUUAAGGCCCGACAGAUCUUCGACAGUCGUGGAAAUCCUACCGUUGAGGUUGAUGUGCAUCUGACCAACGGAAUUUGGGCUAGAGCUGCUGUUCCUAGUGGUGCAUCCACUGGAAUUUAUGAGGCUCUUGAACUGAGAGACGGAGGAUCAGACUACCUCGGGAAGGGUGUCUCAAAGGCUGUUGGCAACGUGAACACAAUCAUUGGACCAGCCCUCGUGGGAAAGAACCCAACAGACCAGACUGGUAUCGAUAAUUUCAUGGUUCAACAACUCGAUGGAACUCAGAAUGAGUGGGGUUGGUGCAAGCAGAAGCUUGGUGCAAAUGCAAUUCUAGCUGUAUCUCUUGCUGUGUGCAAAGCUGGAGCUGCUCUCCUCAAUAUCCCCCUGUACAAGCAUAUUGCCAACCUAGCUGGUAACAAGAAGCUGGUCCUGCCUGUUCCUGCUUUCAAUGUCAUCAAUGGUGGAUCACAUGCUGGAAACAAACUUGCCAUGCAGGAAUUCAUGAUUCUCCCUGUUGGAGCUUCUUCUUUUAAGGAGGCCAUGAAAAUGGGUGUUGAAGUAUAUCACCAUUUGAAGGCCGUUAUCAAGAAGAAAUAUGGCCAAGAUGCCACCAAUGUUGGUGAUGAGGGUGGCUUUGCUCCUAACAUUCAGGAAAACAAGGAAGGUCUUGAACUCCUUAAGACUGCUAUUGCUAAAGCAGGUUAUACAGGAAAGGUUGUGAUUGGAAUGGAUGUUGCUGCAUCCGAAUUUUAUGGAAAAGAUAAGACUUAUGAUUUGAACUUCAAAGAAGAGAACAAUGAUGGAUCACAAAAGAUCUCUGGCGACAAACUCAAAGAUCUCUACAAAUCUUUCGCGUCUGAGUACCCAAUCGUAUCGAUUGAAGAUCCAUUUGAUCAGGAUGACUGGGAGCACUAUGCAAAGCUUACCGGAGAAAUUGGUGCCCAAGUUCAGAUUGUGGGUGAUGAUCUCCUUGUCACCAAUCCCAAGAGAGUUGAAAAGGCAAUCAAGGAGAAGACUUGCAAUGCUCUUCUUCUGAAGGUUAACCAAAUCGGAUCUGUGACCGAGAGUAUUGAAGCUGUAAAAAUGUCCAAGCACGCCGGUUGGGGUGUAAUGGCCAGUCACCGCAGUGGAGAAACAGAGGACACUUUCAUUGCUGAUCUCUCUGUUGGUUUGGCUACGGGCCAAAUUAAGACCGGAGCUCCAUGCAGAUCAGAGCGCCUUGCAAAAUACAACCAGCUGUUGAGAAUUGAAGAGGAACUUGGUGCGGAGGCAGUGUAUGCCGGAGCCAGCUUCCGAGCACCAGUGGAGCCCUAUUAAACCUGAUCUGUUUUGCGGGAUGAAGUUUAACUUAUAUGGAUGAAUAAUAUCCUCGUAUGUAGACUACUGGGACUGGGUUGUCUUAGGAUAAUGAGGACCUGUUUUUAAUAAUGGGCUGUCUUUUGUUCUGACCUUUUAUUAGUGAGUCGUCAAAGUCGGGGAAACAGUGAGCGAGCGUGUUUACCUCAAUUUUGACUCCCCGCAAUUUGGAGUGCCGAAUUUUAUUUUGUGAAUCUAUUCUGCUGAUGUUCAGCCUCUUUCCAAGCUUC
Messenger RNA from Sesamum indicum (sesame), 1707 nucleotides. Its product is annotated as enolase. The record is from RefSeq and is a predicted model, not a curated record. Gene Ontology annotation, cellular component: phosphopyruvate hydratase complex. Gene Ontology annotation, biological process: glycolytic process. Lineage: Eukaryota; Viridiplantae; Streptophyta; Magnoliopsida; Lamiales; Pedaliaceae. Gene Ontology annotation, molecular function: magnesium ion binding; phosphopyruvate hydratase activity.